AUGGAGGUGGAAUCUAGAAAUCAGGAGGAAGUGGGUUUUUUUGUGCUUGGAUGUUUGUGGGUUAAGCGCUUUCCAAAGAAGUUCCUUUCUGAAAUGGUUGAAAUUGCCAAGCAAGCAAAAAAGAUUGCAAAAGAUGAUCCAAGAAAAGUGAUCCAUUCACUGAAAGUUGGACUAGCACUUAAUUUAGUUUCAUUGUUCUAUUACAUUCAGCCUUUGUAUAGAAACUUCGGUGACUACGCAACGUGGGCUGUCAUUACUGUGGUUGUUGUCUUUGAAUUCACCGUUGGUGCGACACUUGGAAAAGGGAUAAAUAGGGGGUUGGCAACCCUGGCAGCUGGUGCUCUAGGCCUUGGAGCUUAUCACUUAACUACCAUUACUGGAAAACCCGGUGAACCGAUAUUAAUUGGAAUAUUUGUCUUCCUACAAGCUGCGGCAUCAACAUUCAUACGAUUCUUUCCCAGAGUGAAGGCUAGAUAUGAUUAUGGGAUGCUAAUCUUCAUCUUGACGUUUUGUUUGGUAUCCAUAUCUGGUUUUCGAACCAAUGACCUACUUGAUUUGGCUCUAAAGAGGCUGUAUACCGUACUAAUAGGUGCAUCAACUUCUGUGAUUGUUUCCAUUUUUGUUUGCCCUGUAUGGGCUGGUGGAGAUCUUCACAAGCUUGUAGCUCUAAACUUAGAGAGGCUUGGAAAAUUUUUAGAAGGUUUUGCAGAUGAGAUUUUGAAUUCGACAGAAGCUAAACAAUCUGAAAAUGAUGUACAAUUUCGGGGUGGCAUGAAUGGCAUUCUGGAUUCGAAAAACAGAGAAGAAAUCUUGGCUAACUUUGCCAGGUGGGAACCAGGGCACGGUCAGUUCAUGUAUCGCCAUCCAUGGAAACAAUACCUCAAGAUAGGGAAUUUGACAAGGCAGUGUGCCCGCAGGGUUGAAGCCCUCAAUUGCUACCUAAAUCCUAAAACUCUGGCAUCAAAAGAGAUCAAUGGAAUGAUUCAGGAGGCAUUUUCAAACAUGAGUUCAGAAUCUGGAAAAGCAUUAAAAGAACUAGCAUUGGCAAUCAAAACGAUGACUAUGCCAUCCUCUCCUAAUCCGCAUGUAACGAACUUGCAAAUGGCAUCUAGAAACCUAAAAUCCUUUCUAAAAUCAGAUUUCUGUGAAGACGUUAAUUUUCUGAAAAUAAUGCCAGUUGCUGCUGUUUCUUCACUACUGAUAGAAACAGUUAACUGCGUAGAAAAUAUUGCUGACGCCGUUAAUGAAUUAGCUUCUCUUGCAAAUUUUAAAGGCAGCAAUUCAAAUGGAGCUGGCCAAAAUUCAUCAAAGACACAAUGCAGGAUUUUUGAACAGCCUCCAGAGGAUGAAACUCCACAUGUGAUUUCAAUUAAUGAACCAACUUCGGCUAAUGAGGAAAGCCAAUCUUCUGUUCACACUAGUGGUCAGAAAUUGACGCUGUAA
Messenger RNA from Fraxinus pennsylvanica, 1443 nucleotides. The record is from the annotation of a GenBank genome assembly. NCBI's taxonomy places the organism in Eukaryota, Viridiplantae, Streptophyta, Magnoliopsida, Lamiales, Oleaceae.